Messenger RNA from Theobroma cacao (cacao), 3679 nucleotides. RefSeq names its product transcription factor GTE10-like. The record is from RefSeq and is a predicted model, not a curated record. Lineage: Eukaryota; Viridiplantae; Streptophyta; Magnoliopsida; Malvales; Malvaceae. Gene Ontology annotation, molecular function: protein binding.
UCUCUCUCUCUCUCUCUCUCUUUUUGCUCGCACUGCUAAGGGAAGAUUUGUCGAGGAAGGGGUUUUCAGUUUUUCUCUCUAGGGUUUCUAAUCGAGAAAAUCAGCGGCUCCGUUGCGAGAUCCAGGUUUUGAAAUUGGGAUUCUUGUGGAGCAGAUUUAGGGUUUUAGCCACAUUUUUUUUCCCGGUUUUUGGUUGGAUUCGAUCUCAUUUCUAAAGGCCUUAUUUUCAAAUGAGCUUAGCAUAGAUUUUCAUUUUUUUUCGCUUGUAAGUACCAAUUCUUUCUUAUUUUCUUCAAUAGUUCUCGCUUUAAAUAUAUCCUCAUCGCUCGGCCAAUUCAUUGCAAUUAGUUCGAAAACGAGGAAAAAUAAGUGAAAUUUGAGUUUCUUUGAGCGGCAAAUAAAGGAAAGAUAGAGUUUUAGGGUUUUUUGAGGUAGCACCAACUGGGGACGUAUGAAGAGAGUUUAUAAUUCUUGGGUUUUCAUUUUUAGAUAUUGAUUGUCUUUUGUUAGGGUUAUAAUUGAAAACUUUGUUCUUUGACUAAUGUGAAUCCUAAGAUUUGAGAUUGGUGUUCGGCUGGAGAAUAAAGGACUAUUGAGGGGGUUGAAAAGGUUGCAAUUUUGCCAUACGUAUUCUUUGGAGGAGUAAUGAACUGCCCAUUUGUGACUUUUAAAGAUUUUGAAUAAAUAGGUACGUAACAUUUGGAGUUUCAACUGGUUACAAACGAAUUACGAAUAGAUUUAUUUUAGUUACACCAAAUUGAACAUUUGGAGACUGGAUUUUAAUAGGAUAAUUUGUGAGGGAGUAUAAAACUUGCUGGAAUAGUUGAUAUGUGCGGUCAUUGGAAGUUAAUCUUAUGGCACCCGCUAUUCCCAUAGAGUACACAGGACAGAAGGAAUACAAAAAGUGUUCAUUUUCACAAUUGAUGGGGAAGUCUAGGAAGUACUCUAAGGGAGGGAAUUCUUCUGGUUUUGUUCCCGAUUACCGUCAUGUGGUUGAGACCAUGGGUGGAUCGGAGGGCUUUGGGAGCUUUGGACAGGUUGAUACAGAGAUGACUGCAUCAGAGGAUUCAGGCGCACCUAAAAGGAAAUGUAUCAGUUUGAAUGCUGAUAGUUAUGGUAAUUUUGGUGUCCCUACGCAAGUAUUGUCAUUGUCUAAGAUGUCACGACCUGAGAGAAAGGAUUUGGAGUCGAGAUUAAAGAUGGAGCUUGAACAGGUUCGGGUGCUACAGAAAAAAGUUGCUUCUUUGGACAUGAGUGUUGUUGGUUUAUCACUGUCUACUAAUAACAAGAGCUGUAAUGAUGGGAAGAAGAGGCCUCCAGUAGAGAGUUUUUGUCAAUCAGCAGGAGUAUUGAGUUUGCAAGGGAGGAAACGACCUUUCGGAGGACGUAAUGGAGCCUGCAUUAAAAAGAGCAUGUCCAAGCGUUUUGAAACUGUGAAGCCAACUGUGACAGUGAGUAAUUCGAAUGCUCAUUUGAUGAAGCAAUGUGAGACUUUACUUAACCGUUUGAUGCAACAUAAUUUUGGUUGGGUUUUUAACAACCCUGUCGAUGUGGUGAAGUUGAACAUUCCGGAUUAUUUAACUGUCAUCAAGCAACCUAUGGAUUUGGGCACUGUGAAGAAGAGGUUAGCUUCAGGGCAGUAUUUGAGCCCAUUGGACUUUGCUGCUGAUGUUCGCCUUACUUUCUCAAAUGCAUUGACAUAUAACCCACCUGGAAACGAUGUCCACUACAUGGCUGAGACGCUAAGUAAAUAUUUUGAAGUGAGAUGGAAAGCUAUAGAAAAGAAGCUUCCUGUGACCAUGGAUAUAGAUGCUGUACCUUCAACAGCAACUGCACCUAUAAAAGUUGAAAAAAAUAGUGGCAGUUUACCUUUCAAAAAGAAAACUAUAAACCCAAAAGACACUAUGAUCAAGCCAGACCCUGUUAGACAGAUCAUGAAUGAUCAGGAGAGGCAUAAUUUGAGCGCAGAGUUGGAGGCUUUGUUGGGAGAAUUGCCUGAAAACAUUGUUGACUUCCUUAAAGAACAGAGUUCUAGUGAAGGUCUAAUGGAGGAUGAGAUUGAGAUUGACAUUGAUGCACUCAGUGGUGAAACUUUGUUCAAAUUGCGAAAACUUUUGGAUGAUUAUUUGCUGGAGAAGCAGAAAAAUCAGGCAAAAGCUGAACCUUGCGAAAUGGAGCUUCAUAAUGAAUCAGGGUUUAGCAACUCAUCAAUGCAGCCAUGUAGAGGUAAUGAUCAAGUUGACGAGGAUGUAGAUGUCGUUGGUGGAAAUGAUCAUCCUACUUCAAGCUGCCCUCCUGUAGAAAUAGAGAAGGAUUUAACCCGUAGAAACAGUAGAUGCAGUAGUUCCAGUAGCUCCAGCAGUGAAUCAGGCUCUUCUUCUAGUGAAUCAGAUUCUGGUAGUGAUUCUGGUAGUGAAUCAGAUGCUGUUAAAGCUUCAGUUCCUGUAAGUUCUGUGAAGGAAAAUUUGGAUUCAGGAACAAAUGUGGAUUCAAAGAACGGCAGUAUUGCUGUUCCUAAAGAUGGAAAUCAGUCUUUAAACGAGUUGGGUCAAGUUGAGUUAAAAUUUCAUGAUAAGCCUAGUGCUAUUGAGGCAGAAGGGCACCAAGAUGAGGAGAGUGCUCCUGCUGAGAGGCAAGUCUCCCCUGAGAAGCUCUAUCGUGCAGCUGUAUUAAGGAAACGUUUUGCUGACACCAUACUUAAAGCUCGAGAAAAGGCACUUGAAAAGGGUGAAAAGGGUGAUCCUGAGAAACUGCGGAUGGAGAGGGAGGAACUUGAAAGGUGGCAGAGAGAAGAAAAAGCACGAUUGCAAGUAGAGGCCAAGGCUGCAGAAGAGGCUAGGAUAAAAGCUGAAGCAGAAGCUGCUGCUGAAGCAAAAAGGAAGAGGGAGCUGGAAAGAGAAGCUGCACGUCAGGCACUUUUAAAGAUGGAGAAGACAGUGGAUAUCAACGGGAACAGUCAAUUUAUGGAAGAUUUUGAAAUGCUUAGGACUUCCAAUGAUGAACAUUUACCUAAUUUCAUGGAGGAGACAAGCCCAAGUCAUUCUCAAAAUGGGUUAGGAAGUUUCAAACUCCAGGGGAGAAGUAAUCCCCUUGAGCAGCUAGGAUUGUACAUGAAGGCGGAUGAUGAGGAUGAAGAAGAUGAACCUCCCCAAAGUGCUCCAGAGCCAGUAAAUGAUGUAGAGGAAGGAGAAAUUGAUUGAUUGUGUUUUCUCCCAUUGCUUGUUGAGUGGAAUGUAAGUGCGGUUCUGAAAAAUUCUGCGCAAUGGUCCUUUGACACCCUAAGCACAACCUUCAGAGAAAUGAAGACCGCAGAAGCAGCGUUAGUGUUUAGCAUGAAUUGCUACUGGCUUGCGGAUCUUGUGAUUGACUAGCUGUUGGAUUGUGCUUGGUAGGAAGCAUCAGAGUUCAGGUGUUUUUUUUUUUUGUUUGUUUGUUUGUAAAAAGAAAGCUAAAUGUUUCUGAUGCAUUGAGGUGUUGGGGGCUCAGGAAGGGAAUUCUGCCUUCUCGUUAGUAUAUUUUUUCUCUCUUUUCACUGCUUUACCCUUAUUUUUGAUUUGGAUGUCGGUCUUCCGGGGGGGCUUGGGAGUGUAUUUUUAAUUGUAGAGGUGGGUUGGCGAAUUGUAAUAUAUUUUAAGUAGAGAAAAUGGGAAUCACGGUGCGUCCAUUCUUUUUUCCAUAA